Messenger RNA from Phalaenopsis equestris, 1984 nucleotides. RefSeq names its product ACT domain-containing protein ACR4-like. The coding region runs from base 463 to 1824 and encodes 453 amino acids. Lineage: Eukaryota; Viridiplantae; Streptophyta; Magnoliopsida; Asparagales; Orchidaceae. The transcript has 7 exons. The record is from RefSeq and is a predicted model, not a curated record.
CUCUCUCUCUCUCUCUCUCUUCUCUCUCAUGCACCAAAUUACACAAUGAGAUGUAUAUAUUUAUACAAAAUAUUUCAGAAGCACCAACUUGAAAAAAAAAAAAGGAAUUUUGGCUGGGGAAUAAACUUUUUUUUUUCCAAGAAGCGAAAUUGGUUUCUCUCACCUCCGCAAUGGUGGACUGAGAGAAGCCAAAGGGCACCGCACAGGCGGAGACAGGUAUAAAGAAGCCAAGACUUCUUACCCCAUCAUCCCAUAAAAGGAGGAGGGAGGAAGAAGGGAGGGAGGGAGACAGUACUGCUGAAGAAGAAAGACAAAGUACACUAACAAAGAAAGGAGGACAGAAAAGGAGCCUUUUUUAUUUUCUUUUGCUUGAUCUUCUUUUCUGUCCCAACUUAUAUCCGAAAGUUCCCUCUUUUGCUUGUGCUAACUGAAAAUAUUUUAGUAGAAGACGAGCUUUCAGCUAUGUUGGGCUCUGCUUCUCCCUCAAUUGAUGUUGAGGACGAAUAUGAGAAGCUUGUAAUCCGAAUGAACCCUCCAAGGGUUUCAGUGGAUAACAAUAGCACCAAGAGAGCCACCUUAAUAAAGGUGGAUAGUAUUAAUAAACCUGGGAGCUUGUUGGAAGUUGUGCAGGUCUUGAUUGAUUUGAAUCUAACAAUCAAAAGGGCUUACAUUUCCUCUGAUGGAGAGUGGUUCAUGGAUGUUUUUCAUGUUGUGGAUCAAGAUGGGAAUAAGCUCUAUGAUAGUGAAGUCAUUGAACUAAUUCAGCAGUCACUAAGCUCAAAAUCAUCCAGCUUCAGAUCCCUGAGGCAGUCAGUAGGAAUCCAAACUGAUUCAAAGCACAUUGCAAUCGAAUUGAUCGGCAGAGAUCGGCCGGGCCUUCUCUCAGAGAUAUUCGCCGUCCUCACUGACCUGAGAUGCAACAUUGUGGCUGCUGAAGUCUGGACUCACAAUUCUAGAAUGGCUUCUGUGGUCUACAUCACUGAUGAAGCCACCGGAGGACCCAUCGAUGACUCUGACCGCCUAGCAAAAAUCAAGCAGCUGCUUCGCUUCGUGCUGAAGGGAAACAAGGACAAACAAAGUGCCAAAACUUCAAUCUCUAUUGGCAUGACUCACACCGAGCGGCGGCUGCAUCAGAUGUUGUAUGAUGAUCGUGACUAUGAUCGGAAUGAUUCGUCGGUCGCCGAUGAUGUCAGGGAUGACAAAAUCAAGAUUGUUGUGACUGUGGAGAACUGUAUUGAUUGGGGGUAUACUGUGGUUUAUGUUAGGAGCAAAGAUCGGCCCAAACUGCUUUUUGAUACGGUGUGCACUCUUACAGAUAUGCAGUAUGUUGUGUUCCAUGCCACUGUUAUUUCUGAAGGUCCAGAAGCUUAUCAGGAAUACUACAUCAGACAUAUUGAUGGCUGUCCUGUGAGCUCCGAAGGAGAGAAACAAAGACUGAUUCAUUGCUUAGAAGCUGCAAUAAGAAGGAGAAGCACAGAGGGUUUAAGGCUCGAGCUCUGCAGCGAGGAUCGAAUAGGACUGUUAUCCGACGUCACGAGAAUCUUCAGAGAGAACGGGCUUUCGGUUAUUCGAGCUGAGGUUUCGACGAGGGAGUCUCAAGCCAUGAAUGUGUUCUAUGUAACAGAUGCAGCAGGGAAUCCAGUUGAGAGCCACAUAAUUGAAGCUGUGAGGAAUGAGAUAGGUGAAACAGUGCUGCAUGUGAAGGAUGGAGAAGGCUCCAAAUCUCCAUUGCAGGACAGUGGAAGAUUCUCUCUUGGAAAUCUUUUCAGAUCUCGGUCUGAGAAAUUUCUUUGUAAUUUGGGUUUGCUAAAGUCCUCCCCUUAAUUAUUGUUAAUUAGGGUGAUUAAGGCAUAAGCUGCUCAUUAAUUAGAGUAUGAUUAUGAGGUUAGUGAUGCUCAACUUGAUGUUGAUCAGGGCUUAGUUGAUUCUGUACAUAUCUGUGAAGCAAAUUAAGUGGUUCUGUCACUGCAAAUUAGUUUUUUUU